AUGACCGUUCUCGCCGGUCGCAUAGUCCAACUCGCCGCUCGUCGUGCCAGCUCUCUCACCGCCCGAGCGACGUCGUCGACGUCGCAAUCGUCCGUCAAGAGCGCUCGAGCGCUCGUCAACAAUCGAACCGUUACUCGCCGAGCAUCUAGUUCUGACGCUAGCACCUCGCCGGACGUCGUACUCGGCUCGUGGAUCGUCGUCGGAUGCGACUCCGAUGGUAACGGCGCUCUAUGCGUGCUCACGGGCCCGUCCGUGGGCGCUAUCGAGCGAGUGAUCGUUCGGGACAACCCGACGCGGACAGAGCUGGUGAACGGUCGCGCGCGACCGCGGUUGGAUCCGGAGGCGAUGACCUCGGUCGUUCGAUCGCUCGGCGUGCCGAAAGGGACGACGGUAUACCUGGAGGAGGGUGGGGUCGAGUUUGGAUUCAGCGCGCAGACGGCGUUCGUGCAGGGAUAUAACUUUGGUCUGUGGCGAGGUGUCUUCGCGGCAGCCGAGCUGGAGGUGCGCGUGGUCAAACCGCAGGCGUGGAAGGCGGCGAUGGGGCUCAAAUCUAAGGAGAGUACCAAGGAUGAUUCCAUUGCGAUGGCAAAAACGCUCUUUCCCGAGAUUGCGCACGAGUUGAAGCGGAAGAAGGAUCACGGCAGGGCGGAGUCACUGCUCAUCGCCGCGUACGGGCACGUCGCCAACGGAGGCGCCUCGGCGGACGUCGAGGAUGAGAUCUGCGCCCGUGUUCGCGCCGCCCUCGCCGACCGAGGUCUUGUUCGCGACGAGGGCGGGGCGCUACCGUAUUUCGGGCCGUAUUUCGGUAUGACUGGGGAGGAGUUGCGCACCGAGCUCAAGCGCCGCGGCGCCAAGGUGAGCGGGAACAAGCAAGAGUUAAUCUUACGCCUAGAGACGAACGACGAGGAGACCAAGGCACGUCAGAGUGAGACCGCCUAA
Ostreococcus tauri is the source of this 939-nucleotide messenger RNA. RefSeq names its product SAP domain. The coding region runs from base 1 to 939 and encodes 312 amino acids. The record is from RefSeq and is a predicted model, not a curated record. The transcript has a single exon. Gene Ontology annotation, molecular function: nucleic acid binding; crossover junction DNA endonuclease activity. NCBI's taxonomy places the organism in Eukaryota, Viridiplantae, Chlorophyta, Mamiellophyceae, Mamiellales, Bathycoccaceae.